UUAUUACACUCAGUAAUGUGUAAACUUAAAUAUGGCAAAGCACUCGACUACGACUGUGAGGUGCAGGGUCAGCAGGACAUUCCUCAGGCCAUUCAGCUGCUGGGCGAGAUGAACAGCAAUGUGAAGCAGGUGACAGAUCUCGUCGAGGGCAUGCUGCAGCGUGUGAAGCGCGGCGAACUAAGCACAGAGUAUGGCCUCAGCUUUCUGGAGGUCAAGUAUCACAUGCUGCUCGACUACUUGAUCAAUCUGACAUACGUGGUAUUGCGCAAAUGCUCCGGCGAGACCAUUGAGGGUGAUCCAUCGAUUGAGCGUCUGAUUGAGAUACGCACUGUGCUGGAGAAGAUACGACCCAUAGACUAUAAGCUGCGCUAUCAGAUUGACAAGCUGGUCAAGACGGCCACCACAGGGGUCUCAAGCAGCACAGAUCCCAUACUCUAUAAGCCGAAUCCGGAGGAUAUGCUGAGUGCAGCAGGCGCUGACAAUGAAGAAGACGAUGAUGCCGAGGCAGGCAGUGAUAGUGAUGCGGAUGAGGAUGAGGAUGACGAGGCUGGAGCUGCGAAAAAGCCGCGCAAAGCAGCCACAGCUGGCAAAUCGGGAGUUUACGUGCCACCGCGCAUUAAACCUGUCUACUACGAUGGCGAUGAGCGUGAUGCAGACAAGGAGAAGAAGGCUUUGGAUCGUGCCAAGAAGCGCGCCAUCACUUCAUCCAUGCUGCAAGAUCUGAAGGAAGAGUACUUGGAUGCGCCCACUGAGCUGUCGUCGGGCUCAAGGGCUCAGCAACUGCUCUCCCAGGCACAGAAGGAGAAACAGGAAUACGAGGAGGACUAUUUGAUGCGUCUGCCAAUCACUAAGGCGGAGAAACAUCGUCAGCGCAAGCUCACCACAUUGGGCACUCUGGGUGAUGAAAUUCUUGGCGAGAUUAGCCGCGAAUCGACGCUGCGUGGUGAUGGCGUUGCAAAAAAACGCAAAUUGGCCAAGUCGCGUGGCAAGGGAAAGAAACGUGGCGGCAAAAAGCGAAAGUUCCAUUAAUAAUGGAAGCCGAGCAAAUUAGUUGAUAUCUCAGUUUUCCAUUUGCUUUAUCACAUUUUCAAUUAUUAUUGUGCGUAAAACUAGUUUACUUUCCCAUUAUGUUUUUUAUUCAAUUUAUUACAUUUUCAUAAUUAUUACUGAGUUGGUUAAGUUUCUUCUUGUAGCUGAAAAUCCAAUAAAUUUUUUACUAUUUUACAAAUUUACUUUUAUGUUAUUUUAUUUUAUUCGAUUUAUUGUUACAGCAAGAAUAAAAAUAUUAUAUUUUUAUUAUUAACCCUUAAAGAUGGCAACAACAACAUGCCAAAACUACGCGUAAAAUGAAAAUAUAAAACCAAUAAUAAAGAUAUAUGAAGUCAUGUAUUUUACGCAUUGUAAACUGCAUUAACUUUAGGCCACAAAAUUAAGCUCUAAUUAUAAUAAUUUCCUUUCGACUAACGACUAAAAACCAAAACUAAAUUAAGAAAUUGCAAAAUUUAAUGGCAUAGGAAAGAAACAAAACUAAAUUCAAAAUUAUACGUAUUAUGGAUGAGAAAUGAAAUGAAAUCAAAUCAAAAGCAAAACAAAAGAAAAAUGUCUAGUGUAUUGAUAAACAAAAUUUCAAAUUAAACUAACAUUUAAGGCACAGCAAAAGGUAAAAUGUUUCGUUGUUUUUAGGAGUCUAAACAAAAAUGAGAAAAAAUUCUGGCUGCUUAUGAUAUGCUUUAAGAAAUUGCCAUAUUUUCGGUUGAAAUAGCAAAAUUCAAAACUCAAAAUGCAGUUCCAAAUCACAUUGUAUAAAUUCAAAAAUAAAACCAAAAACACAAAAUUAAAACUAAAUAUAUAAAUCAACAGAAAAUAUUACAAAUUCAGUAACAAAAGCAGUUGCCUUAUCAAAAGAUACAAGAGACCGGUUAUACUUACAGUAAGAAAAAUGAAAAACAAUUCAAACCUUAAAAAAGGAAAAAAUAAAACGAAACGAAAGUAAUUUGACAACAAAUUUUUAUGUUGGCAUUGAAGGAUCAAGAAAUUAUAUAUAGCAUAUGAUAAACGUAAGCCCCACCCAAAAAAAAAAAAAAAAAAAACUAAAAAAACAAAAACGGAACAAAUAUGAAAUGGAAAAGAAAAGAAAAACAAGAGACACACAUUUUGAUGGGAACUCUGGAGAGUUUUAUGUUUCCGGCCGUAUCUUGUUUUACUUGCCAAAAAGAAAGCAAAAAAGAAACUCCUAAAAACAACUGAAUUUAGACACAAAAUUUUAUAUAUUUACUAUACUAUAUAAUAAUGAUUAACUAAAUUUAAGCAAACAAUUUUGAAUAUACCAAAAAGGAAAGCGAAAGGAUUGAAUUGUACGUCCACUUGAAAAGUUUUUAAAUUUAACCAAAACAAAAAUUUCAAAAACAAAAAGAAACUACGCAGUUUAUGAAGAGACGAAGAAAUGGAGGAGAAGUCGAAAUACGAUUGAGGGAGGAGAAGACAAAUACUACAUUCAUGUGUAGUGUGAGCAUGCAUAAUUAUUACUAUUAAAUGUAUAAAUGAUAAACCCAAGAAUCUAGCGUUAAGUUAAGUACAUAAAUACUGACUAUUAUAAAAUGGAGCAAGCAAACUUUUGGCUUUUACAACCAACUUUGACUAAGGAUAAAAAUUUUUUCCAAAUUUUCAUCAAUCACGAUUCGCGUCGUCGUUUGAGAUAAAACAAAUUUUUGGCUAUAAACUUUAAAACAAAACAUGAAAUGGAAUACAACCAAGCAACGUAAGGCAGACAAUGGAAAUUACCACAUAAAUGCAAUAGAACACGAAAUUAUUUACAGGCAGCAAACAGCAAUGAAUAUUUGAACAUUUUGUAAUGCAAAUUAAAUAAAUUAAUUUAAUUAAUUUAUUUACGUUAAAAGCUGAAAGACUGAAUAUGUUAAAUCAAAAAAAAAAAAAAAAAACUUACGAAUACGGAAACAGAAUAUGUAAAACUUUUCUCAAGCUAAAAUUUGAGGCGUGGUAUGAACUUAAAUAAUUUUAAUAGCCGAAUUUCUAGCACAAAUUUUAAACACUAAAAAUGAAAUUAUUCUUUGAAGUAUUUAAAUGUGUACGAUUAUCAUUUUGUUUUGCAAUUUGUUCUGUUCAACUUUUUAUGUUAUCCUUCGAAUUUAAAUACAAAUUAUUCGUUUUUGUAAAUGGGGAAAAACAAGAAAAAAAUCAAGAGGAAAGUAACAAGAAACAAGAUAUAGACAAACAGACAAUGGACAACAGACAAAGCAACAAAUGUUGAAUAUAUUGCAAAUGUAAAACACAAAGUAAACAAACAAAGUGAAACAACCAAACAAAAGUCGCCUUAGCCAAGCACCACAAACAAAUCGAAACGAAAAGAAAAGUAAACAAAAAUUUGUAAAACCAAAUAAAACAAACUCUAAAUAAUACAAAACGAAAACGAAAAAAAAAAAAAACAAAAAAAACAAAAA
Drosophila sulfurigaster albostrigata is the source of this 3458-nucleotide messenger RNA. Its product is annotated as neuroguidin. The record is from RefSeq and is a predicted model, not a curated record. Lineage: Eukaryota; Metazoa; Arthropoda; Insecta; Diptera; Drosophilidae. Gene Ontology annotation, cellular component: nucleolus; small-subunit processome. Gene Ontology annotation, biological process: maturation of SSU-rRNA from tricistronic rRNA transcript (SSU-rRNA, 5.8S rRNA, LSU-rRNA).